GAUAAAAACCAUAAAAAAAAAAUUAAUAAUAAGUGAUUGUAUUAUUUGCUUCUGUUUUUUCAUUUUCUCGUUUUUCCUUUUUCUUUCCCACUUCCUCGAUUCUUUUGUUCUCCUUUCUCUUCUUAUCUUUCAUUCUUCUUCUCUCUUCAGCAAACCCUAGCUUUCUCUCCCUUGCCGCCACCGCCUGGUUCUCCGGCGGUCUUCUCCAGCUCCAUCUGAUCCGUCGUUUCUUUCCUCCUUUCAUCUCAUUUUUUCCCUUUCCUUUACUUAGCGAGAUAUUCUUAACUGCCGCCUUCUUUAACCGCCGCCGGUGCCGCCGUUUAUGUUGAUCGGAGGCCACGAAAAGACCGAUUUUCUCCCCCGUUCGCUUCUACUGGUUCCGAUAUUCCAAAAUCGAAACCAAACAAAAACUUUAGGACCCGAAAACCUCUUGAACUUCUCCUGACCUGAUCUCCGCCGUUUACCGUUGAUCCAGCACGAUUCCGAGAUAUGGGGCUGCUCUCGUAGGUGGCUGACUUUCGACCGUCCGGAUCGAUGAACGGAGACCCCAAACGGCUCCGAUGAAUCCUUGGGUGAAAGUAGUUUCUUACUUUUUCUUCUUCUGAUUUCUCUGCUUAUUUUCAGGUUCAAGCUGGGAUUUCGUAAAAAAAGAAGUUUUCCUUUGUUUUUUUAAAAUUAUGGUGGUUGAUUUGCUGAGUUGGGGUUGGAUGGUGGUUCACGAGUGGUGUGGUGGAGCAAGUGCAGGGUCCUGCGGACCAGAUUAUAAAAUUUGCAAAACCAGGGGGGCCUUCUUGGUCAUUUUCCAGAGGGUAUCAAAUGGCUAAGAAAUCAAGCUUGCAUUGAGAAAUUUAGCUAUCGAAAUGUCAGAAGGGACAAGUAUGGUGAUGGAAUCUUCUGAAAAUGGCACUGAUUUAUCUCAAGAUGAUAAUGGAACUAUUGUGGAAAUGCCCGAAGACACGAUAUUGUCGCAACAAACUUCUGUGAAUCUUGUUCCAUUUAUCGGCCAGAGGUUUGUAUCACAGGAUGCUGCUUAUGAAUUUUAUUGCAGUUUUGCCAAACAAUGUGGUUUCUCGAUCAGGCGCCAUCGAACCCGAGGGAAAGAUGGGAUUGGUCGAGGUGUCACGAGAAGGGAUUUUACUUGCCAUCGAGGCGGAUAUCCGCAGAUGAAGUUAUCUGAAGAUGGGAAGAUGCAGAGGAAUCGCAAAUCAUCGCGUUGCGGUUGUCGAGCAUACAUGCGCAUUGUCAAGCGUGCAGAUUUCAAUGUUCCUGAAUGGCGUGUUACUGCCUUUAGCAACAUCCACAACCAUGAACUCUUAAAAGCAAAUGAAGUAUGUCUUCUUCCUGCGUACUGUACCAUUACUCCAGAUGACAAAGCACGGAUUUGCAUGUUUGCAAAAGCUGGAAUGUCAGUGAGACAAAUGUUAAGAUUGAUGGAGCUAGAGAAAGGAGUUAAGUUAGGCUGUUUACCGUUUACAGAAAUAGAUGUGAGGAACCUGCUGCAGUCUUUUAGAAAUGUCAAUCGCGAUAAUGAUCCUAUUGAUCUUAUUGCAAUGUGCAAAAAACUAAAAGAUGAAAAUCCCAACUUUCAAUAUGAUUUCAAAUUAGAUGGCCAUAACAGGCUGGAACAUAUUGCAUGGACUUAUGCUUCAUCUGUUCAGUUAUACGUGUCAUUUGGAGAUGCUGUGAUUUUCGAUACGACGCACCGCCUGGAUGCCUAUGACAUGCUAUUAGGUGUAUGGGUUGGAGUAGACAAUCAUGGAAUGACUACUUUUUUUGGAUGUGUCCUUUUACGAGAUGAAAACAUACAAUCUUUCUCAUGGGGAUUGAAGACAUUUUUGGGCUUCAUGAAAGGAAAGGCUCCACAAACCCUACUAACUGACCAAAAUAUGUGGCUGAAAGAGGCAAUUGCUAUUGAAAUGCCUGAAACGAAGCAUGCUUUUAGUAUUUGCCACAUUAUCUCAAAGUUCUCUGAUUGGUUCUCUGUUUUGCUUGGGUCACGAUAUGAUGACUGGAAAUCUGAUUUUUAUCGGCUUUAUGGUCUGGAGCUGUUAGAAGAAUUUGAAGAAGAAUGGAGAGAAAUGAUUGAUAAAUAUGGACUCCAUGAUAAUAAGCACAUUAUCAGCUUAUAUGCAUUGCGGACAUUUUGGGCUUUGCCAUUCUUGAGGCCUUACUUCUUUGCAGGUUUGACAAGUUUAUGUCAAUCAGAGACCACUACUACUUUCAUCCAACGGAUUUUGAGUGCACAGUCCCUACUAGAUCGUUUUGUAGAACAAGUGGCUGAGGUUGUUGAAUUCAAUGACCGUGGUUCCAAGCAAAAGCAGCCAAGGAAAUCGCAGAAAGUCUGCCUUAAAACAGGCUCACCAAUUGAAUCUCAUGCGGCUACUGUUCUUACACCGUAUGCCUUUGGUAAGCUCCAAGAAGAGCUUUUAUUGGCUCCACAAUAUGCAUCCUUUGUGGUUGAUGAAGGCUGCUUCGAGGUCAAACACCAUACCCAAAUGGAUGGAGGGUGUAAAGUGAUCUGCGUUCUGUGUGAAGAGCAGAUUAGUUGUAGUUGCCAUCAUUUUGAGUUUUCAGGUAUUCUUUGCAGGCAUGUUCUUCGUGUUCUAUCUAGUAAUAACUGUUUCCAUAUUCCAGACCCAUACCUGCCCAGCCGUUGGCGUUUGAAUAGUUCGUCUUCCAUAAACCCAUUAAGCAAUGCAACGAGACAGCACUCCGAAAAGAUUCAGUUGUUAGAGUCCUUGACUUCAGCACUCAUAGCAGAGUCAAUCGAAACAAAGGAACGCCUCGAUGUUGCUUGUGAGCAAACCGCCAUGGUUCUUUCCCGCAUCAAGGACCUUCCUAGGACGACACAAAGUGCAAAUGAUAUCGUAUACAAUUGUCCAUCUGAUUUGAUCUUACCAGAGGUAGAAGAUACAGAUGGAAUUGUUCAAAGCUUCACAAUGGGGACUUCUCAUGAACCUCUCACUUCAGGAAAGCUGAAGGAUAGAAGGCCAAGAGAUGGGAUUGAUAUAACUCGAAAACGAAGACAUUAUUCUGAUUCUUGCUGUGGGCAUUUCGAACAUGAUUCAUCAGAUUGCCCAAUGAUGGAAGGGGACAAUUUGAAUGGAGAUGCAUUAGGAUAUAUUUAAGUUGAAGCAUCAGAAGCCUUUAGUAGGUUUACAAACAACAAAUGCUUGAUGUUAUUGUUAGUUACUCUUCCAAAUUUUAGAUGGAAAAAAAAGAAUCCCAUAAAUCCAAAUAUAAAGAUCUGUCUAGGAUUACAAA
Messenger RNA from Gossypium arboreum, 3264 nucleotides. RefSeq names its product protein FAR1-RELATED SEQUENCE 11-like. The transcript has 5 exons. The record is from RefSeq and is a predicted model, not a curated record. Lineage: Eukaryota; Viridiplantae; Streptophyta; Magnoliopsida; Malvales; Malvaceae. Gene Ontology annotation, biological process: regulation of DNA-templated transcription. Gene Ontology annotation, molecular function: zinc ion binding. The coding region runs from base 861 to 3128 and encodes 755 amino acids.